Messenger RNA from Zophobas morio, 1146 nucleotides. RefSeq lists its product as uncharacterized. The transcript is spliced from 4 exons. The record is from RefSeq and is a predicted model, not a curated record. NCBI's taxonomy places the organism in Eukaryota, Metazoa, Arthropoda, Insecta, Coleoptera, Tenebrionidae. Gene Ontology annotation, biological process: peptidyl-glutamate ADP-deribosylation. The coding region runs from base 31 to 1146 and encodes 371 amino acids.
UUGGACGAAUCGUUCGUGAGUUCUGUUUCAAUGGGAGAAGACUUGGAAAGCAACAGUGCUUGGUUCCAAGCUGAAAAUGAGAAUAAGACGUCAGAAAGGCAAGUGAUGAGUUCGUCGUCGCAAAGUAAUAAUUGGGGAUCAAAGGAUUCGUUUCAGAGACCUUCAUACCAACAACCCCAGAUGGAAAAACUCACCCAAGCCCCCCCACGCACCCAAGAUAACGAAUACGAGUCAUUCCAGCGGGAUUUGGAGAGUGGCAGUAUACCUGACUCACUGAAGGAAAGUUCAGAUCUGCUAAAACAAUAUUCUCGAGUGUGCUUCGCUAGAGAAGACCUAAUACCGAGCGGAGUGGCCCCAGGAGACGAUAUCUCCCCCCACAUUGGUAAACUCCUCAACCAAAAACAACCAAGUGGAGGCUUGGCGUGCGUCAAAGAAGGAAGCAACUUCCUCUACUGCUUAAUCGCCAGUCCUCCAAACAAACCCGUGACGUCACGGGCAGUAUUUUCCGCCAUUCGGAAACUGCACGACCACGCUAGCAAAAACUACGUGAAAAAACUAUCCAUACCGGUUCUAGAACCCACCAGUGAUGACGAAAUAUCGUGGUCUGAAGUCAAAAGCAUGUUCCAGUACCUUCUGGGUAAACGACAGAUUGAAAUGACCGCUACAACUUUCAAACCAGUUAACGAUGUCUCCCUUUUGACACACAACAAGUGUAAAUUAAACCAUUCAAGAUCCGCCAUCCACCAAAUCAAGAAGAAAACCAUCAUUCUUUACCUACCGUCCACCGAUGGUGAGUUCACUGAAGAAAUGACCAACUUGACGCUGAAAUUCAUCGACUUCGCAGAAAGUUUCCGCAGAAGUCGGAAAAGCUCUGGGUGCUUGAUAAAACACAAAGAGAAUGAAGAUUACGUGUUGUAUGGUUAUGUGGCUCGGCGCGGCAACGGUGUGAAUUUAGAAAAGCUGCGAAAAUGCUUUUGUGAGGUCAACGAAAAAAAUAAAGUGGAGCAGUUGCCCCAUUUGGCAAUUCAAGCGGGGAAGGAUCAAGAUGUUAAUUUUAAAAUAAUGUCGGUCUUGUAUUGUUUGCGAAAUAUUAGCAUUACCAUGUGCUGGCCUGGAGAUCUGCACGCUCUCAUGCCUUCAAAAUAA